GUGGCUUUGAGAUUCGUGCAAGGCAAAUGAGUCGAGGACCUGAUUUGUUCGUGUAGAUUCUGCCUGCGGGGCGGUGGACCGGAACCCUUUUAGUUCUCCCUCGGUUGCCGGGCUCCGCCAGGCAGGCAUCGUCGGGAGGAGGGGAGGGGAGGGGAUGGCGUUCUGCGAGGCCCGCGAUUUCUUGUUCUGCGGCGUGUGCGGGACGCUUCUCUCCUUCGACUCGCUCGACUUCGCCAAGUGCCCUCUUUGCGGCUUCAAGCGCGCGGCCGAAGAAAUUGAAGGGAAAGAAACACAUUACACUAUCACAGCAGAGGAUAUUAGAAGGGAGCUGAAGAUUGAGCCUUUUGUACUUCUUGAAACAGCUCCAAUCGAUGAAGAAAUGGUGCAAAGAGCAGUGGUAAAUGAAUCAUGUCCUCAAUGUCACCAUCCCCAGCUUGAAUAUUAUACCAGACAGCUACGUUCAGCUGAUGAAGGGCAGACUGUUUUCUAUGAAUGUCCGGAGUGCAGGCAUAAGUUUUCAGUCAACACAUGAGGACAGAAUUUCUUAUUGCAAAACUGAUUUAAUGCAUUAUCGUAGAUGCUGCUUAAUUGAAAAUUUAAUGUACUUGGUUGCUAAGUCUUGUACUCAGUGGCAUUCUUCAAAUAAAACUAUCUUGGUUGUCAAAUAUUUAUGCACAUUAUCAACAAACACCUGCCUCUGAUAACAUGAUAUUUGGCAAGUCUUGCUCU
Molecule: messenger RNA, 729 nt
Organism: Elaeis guineensis (African oil palm)
Lineage: Eukaryota; Viridiplantae; Streptophyta; Magnoliopsida; Arecales; Arecaceae
Product: DNA-directed RNA polymerase I subunit RPA12
Biological process (GO): termination of RNA polymerase I transcription; DNA-templated transcription
Cellular component (GO): RNA polymerase I complex
Molecular function (GO): nucleic acid binding; zinc ion binding
Source: RefSeq, a predicted model, not a curated record